UCUUGCUCGUCAAGAUGUCCAUCGCAGCAGGACGGGACGAUGUAUUCCACGUGGUCACGCCGCUGCUGGAGAGCCUCGAGCUGCAGCAGGCGUGUGGAGUGCGCGUGUUGCUCAAGCUCGAGAACACGCAACCCAGCGGCAGCUUCAAGAUCAGAGGCAUCGGUAACCUCGUCAAAAAGAGUCACUCGGCCGGCGGCAUCAAGGGCGUGGUAUCGUCGUCUGGCGGCAACGCUGGACUGGCGGCCGCCCAUGCCGCCCGCCGCCUCAAUUUGCCCGCCACGGUCGUCGUGCCGUCGUCCACACCGUCCAUCAUGGCGGACAAGUUGCGAAGGGAGGGAGCUACUGUCCAGGUGCACGGCGCCAUCUGGGACGAGGCGGACGAGAAAGCUAACGAACUUUCAAGGGAGAAGAACUUGCUUUACGUUCAUCCGUUCCACCACCCACUCAUAUGGGAGGGAGUGAGCUCGCUGGUGGACGAGGUGGUGCGGCAGUGCGGGGAGCCUUCUUGCUUUGUGCUCUCCGUGGGGGGCGGCGGCCUCCUCUGCGGCGUCAUGACGGGCCUCAUCCGUAACGGUCUCGGUCACGUUCCCAUCUUGGCGAUGGAGACGCAAGGGGCGCACUGCCUGAAUGCGGCCCUGGCGGCUGGCGGACCCGUGUCCAUCGGCAGCAUCACCAGUUUGGCUAAGACCCUCGGGGCGCUGACGGUGAGCGACGAAGUGUUCCGUUUGCUGCCGCACUGCGUCGUCAUCUCGAGGGUCGUGUCUGACGAGGAAGCCGUGCACGCCUGUCGCCGCUUCCUGGCGUGUGGAGUGCGCGUGUUGCUCAAGCUCGAGAACACGCAGCCCAGCGGCAGCUUCAAGAUCAGAGGCAUCGGUAACCUCGUCAGAAAGAGUCACUCGGCCGGCGGCAUCAAGGGCGUGGUAUCGUCGUCUAGCGGCAACGCUGGACAGGCGGCCGCCCAUGCCGCCCGCCGCCUCAAUUUGCCCGCCACGGUCGUCGUGCCGUCGUCCACACCGCCCAUCAUGGCGGACAAGUUGCGAAGGGAAGGAGCCACUGUCCAGGUUCACGGCGCCAUCUGGGACGAUGCAAACAAGAAAGCUCAGGAACUUUCAAGGGAGAAGGACUUGCUUUACGUUCACCCCUUCCACCACCCACUAAUAUGGGAGGGAGUGAGCUCGCUGGUGGACGAGGUGGUGCGGCAGUGCGGGGAGCCUUCUUGCUUUGUGCUCUCCGUGGGUGGCGGCGGCCUCCUCUGCGGCGUCAUGACGGGCCUCAUCCGUAACGGUCUCGGUCACGUUCCCAUCUUGGCGAUGGAGACGCAAGGGGCGCACUGCCUGAAUGCGGCCCUGGCGGCUGGCGGCCCCGUGUCCAUCGGCAGCAUCACCAGUUUGGCUAAGACCCUCGGGGCGCUGACGGUGAGCGACGAAGUGUUCCGUUUGCUGCCGCGCUGCGUCGUCAUCUCGAGGGUCGUGUCUGACGAGGAAGCCGUGCACGCCUGUCGCCGCUUCCUGGACGACCACCGCUACCUCGUGGAGCCCUCGUGUGGGGCAGCGCUGGCGGGGGCGUACGGGGGGCACCUGAGGAUGCUCAUCUCCCAGGGGCGCGUCUCCCCAGACCGUCCCGUGGUGGUGGUGGUGUGUGGUGGUAACGGCGUAACGCUGGAUCUCCUACAGCAGUGGAGCAAACAGACUGGACUCAUACAAUAACUUCCACGUGUUACUAUGAUGGAGCGUGUGCGUGACGUAGGGCGGUGUUAUGUUCAGCGUGACUGCGUUACUAGUGGAAUACAAUAUGCUCAAUAAUAUAUUGGAAG
Messenger RNA from Hyalella azteca, 1813 nucleotides. RefSeq names its product serine dehydratase-like. The transcript has 14 exons. Bases 15 to 1706 code for a protein of 563 amino acids. NCBI's taxonomy places the organism in Eukaryota, Metazoa, Arthropoda, Malacostraca, Amphipoda, Hyalellidae. Gene Ontology annotation, biological process: L-serine catabolic process; L-threonine catabolic process. The record is from RefSeq and is a predicted model, not a curated record. Gene Ontology annotation, molecular function: threonine deaminase activity; pyridoxal phosphate binding; L-serine ammonia-lyase activity.